Messenger RNA from Schizophyllum commune H4-8, 1584 nucleotides. RefSeq lists its product as uncharacterized. The transcript has 4 exons. The coding region runs from base 1 to 1584 and encodes 527 amino acids. NCBI's taxonomy places the organism in Eukaryota, Fungi, Basidiomycota, Agaricomycetes, Agaricales, Schizophyllaceae. The record is from RefSeq and is a predicted model, not a curated record.
AUGUCUCUCCUCUAUGGCUGCCUGUAUAUCAUUCGGUUCGGCACCAUGAAACGUAUGCACAAGGCCGCUGCGUGGGCGGAUGAAGCCCAAAAAAGACGUGACUCUAUCCUUUGGAAUGUAUGGGUUCUCCUGGCAAUGCCUACGGUAUGGCUCAUUUGGUCCAUCACCCUGUUCAUUUCCAGCAUCAUGUCAUAUGUCUGGAGAACGAGCCACGUCGCGGGCGACUACGAUUCGACCGAUGCUGAUCAUUCCGGUCGAGCUGCGCGCAUCGUGAUUUCCUGCAUGCUUGGUCUGGGUAUCAUCAUCUACCUUUGCGUUGUCAUCAAGACAUUCGCACGCUAUGGCGAUCGGAUGGACAGGGCCUACAAGCAACGGGUGCAGGCCAUGGUGCAACAGAUACUUCCCAACGGAACGACAUACAGCGAUUACGGGGUGAUAACCACCAACAAACAAGUUACCGAAAAAUCACCGCAGACCAGCACGGCCGCUUCUCGGGACCGCUCGCCAACACCGGAGAUACUGACCCGCCCGCGGGAGGAGGAAAGGCAAGAGGAAAGGGCGCACUCCAUGUCGCCGUCUCCACGACACGAGGGACAUCGAUUCUCGCGAUCCGAUACACCUCUCAGUGGGAGUCGACUAUCUCGAUUCCUGCGUGACGAUGCAGAGGUAUACUCAUCGGAUGAAGACGGUGAAGGCCGUUGGUCUGAUUCUGCAUCGAUGGAGCCCGAAUUCCUUUCGGGACCGACACUUAUCACGGACGAGUUCUCGAACUCGUCUGCCUAUCGUACUCCUAUUUUCUUAGGAACUGACGCGAAUGCGCCUGUAACUACAACUGGACAUGGCGAUACUCCAGGACCAUUCGUCAAUAUGUUUCUGCCGUAUACUUCGCCUUCGUCGUCUGCAGAGUCACCUUCGCCUCUGCAUGACGUUGCGCAGCUCCAUUGGCCCUUGAGUCGAACUGAAGGACGCUUGGGCGAUCCUUUGGGAUCGAGGGACUACGGAGGACACCUCGAAGAACCCUCCCAUAUGCUGAUGGGCCAUGAGCAGCUGCGGACAUGGCACGCAGCACGGGCAGGCAGUGAUAGCCUGCUUGCAUCCACACCGCCGCCAACGUGGAUACCACCCUCGAUGCUUGAGCUCGAUGGUGUUACCACCGGGCCGUCGGAGACCAUUGCACGCUUCCGUCGCUCGACCGCCAGCCCGCCGCAAACCGCCGAUCAUGGGAUUGCGGAAGGACUCGCCAGCUUUUCCGAUGUCAUCGACGAAUCGCCUGCCGCCGACGAGGCGUCGUCUGCGGCAAACGCGGGUCGAGACGGGUCCCUCGACAAUCCUGUACAUGGAUGGUCAUUUGACAGCCCUCGACGGCACCCCUCAUUCAACCGUUUUCGUCCGCUGCGCGUAUCGAUGUCCUUGGACGCUAUUUGGCGACCAGAGGAAGCGGACAUCACACCGAUGAAUGCGGGAGGUCAACAAACGUCGGAGCGCUUGCCGACGUUGGAGGAAGUGGAGGAGACUUUGCUGUCGCGUCGUCCAGCUUCGGACCCCCGGGUCGGUUUCCGACGUUCCAGGUCGAUGGAGUGGUAG